UAUAUAUAUAUAUUCAACGUUUCAUUCGCGAACAGACAUUUUACAUAAAAAUAUAUUAAUAUAUUAAUAUAUAUAUAUGUAUGUAUAUACAGAGAAGGAAAAGGAUAUACCUAUAGAUAGAUAGAUAUAUUUAUGUUAGGCUCAAAACGCCACCCACAUACACAUGUAUACAUGUAUAUAUAUAUAGAUGGACGUGCAUAAAAAUUAGUGUACAUUUGUAAAGCACCGCGUGUAUUAAGUGCUAUCGCUCCUGUUUCUUCACACAAAAGUAUAUACAUACAUUUCAUUCUAUCUCCCUAUAUAUGCGCAUAUACAUACACACACAUAUAUAUAUAUAUAUAUAAAUAUAUUUCUGACAUUGUCUAUAUAUGUUUAUAUUAAAUAUAGUCUCAUAUAAAUUCGUAUUCACGCACACAUGUACAUAUAACUUAUAAAUAAAUAUAUACAUCUGUAUAUUUAUUAUAUCAAGCUCUCUUUAUACACAUAUAUAUAUAUAUAUAUAUAAAUAUAUAUAUAUAUAAAUUCAUAAACUCACACACACACACACUCAUAUAUAUAUAUGUAUAUAUAUAUAUAAAUAUUUAUAUACACUCGUACAUUCUCAAACUAUGGAUAAAAUGCCUCUAGUGGAUAUUUUAUGCUGUACCUUGACAAUGUCUCUGCUGGUGGGAUUAUCAACAGGACUUUCGUGCGGAAAACAGGGGGCAGACAUUGUUUUCGCUUUAGACGCGUCUUACAGUAUUUGGCCGGUCCAUUUCCAGAAACAGUUACAAUUUGUGGUGAAUGUCGUAGAACAGUUCCCCAUUGGUGCCAAACAAAGUGACUUCCAUGUUGCUAUAGUAACGUAUAGCGAGAACAUCACUGUUCACUUUAACCUGCGUGACUUCAUUCACAAGCAUCAAUUAAAGAAAGCCGUUAUGCGGAUCACCCAGUACUCCCCAGGGGGAACUUACACCCACAAGGCCCUCGAAUAUAUACGCCGACAGAUGUUCACCGUUCGCAACGGAGGACGAACCUAUUCGGAUAAAAUCGUUGUGGUAAUCACGGAUGGAUUGUCACAGGACCCAAAAGCUACACGAACUGAAGCGGCACGAGCGCAUUACGAAGGCAUUCAAAUUUUUGCCAUCGGCGUCGGAGCAGGCGUAGAUAAACAUGAACUAGAGAUGAUAGCUUCAUCACCGCCUCGGAACCACGUGUUCACAGUGGAUAACUACUCAAUUCUUAAUUCGAUUAAACGGAAGGUGGCCAGGGAAACGUGCAAAGUUCCAAUCAGACGAGAUAAACCCCGAAGUGAUAUCGAUCCAUCGAUUGUGUAUUCCAACAGGAAAUCAAAACAGAAGUGUGGAGGCAAGCCAGCGGACGUAUACUUUCUACUAGAUUCUUCCAGUAGUAUAUGGCAACCUGAUUUUAAGAAAGAACUAUCGUUUGUGGAACAUGUUAUGGAUCUUUUCAAUACAGAAAACAGUAACACGAAGAUCGCUUUGGUUACCUUCAGCGACAAGGUACAACCAGUAAUAAGUCUUGGCUCCUAUAAUAAAAGCAAAGUGAACGAGGUCCUUUCUCGGCCGGAAAUUUAUUUGACUGGUGGAGAGACAGAUACGGCUAAGGCCAUUAAAUAUGUGAGAGAGAACGGUUUCCAGGGACCACUGGCACGUAAAGGAGUGGCCCAAAUUAUGGUCGUUUUGACCGACGGCCAGUCAAGAGAUUACAACAGUACGGUUCGAGAAUCUCGUCUCACUCACCAGGCAGGUAUCUAUGUGUUCGCUAUAGGUAUCGGAAAGGAUGCUGAUUACAAAGAAUUGAAGCAAAUCGCCAGUGACCCGGAUAUAAACUUCGUCUUUCGUGUCGAUGUCUUUGAUGCAUUGGAUUCAAUAAAAGAUAUUUUGGUUUUCAAAACUUGUGAGGUUGCUGUUGAAAGACCAAUGCGUAACCCUCCAGUUACGUCCAAGUUCCCCAAGAAAAGGCUAGACGUCAUGUUUCUUGUCGAUGACUGCCAGUUUGGUCACAAAAACUUGCAUCUCAUAAAAGGAUUCAUCGCCAGCCUCACACGACAAAUGCACAUCGGAUCUUAUUGGACAAGAGUCGGUGCCUUCUCCAGCCAGUGCAGUCAACAACACAACGACAUCUACCUGACCGAAUAUCGGACGUCGCAGGACUUUAUCGCCGAUUUCACGAAACCAGACACACACAGUCUAGCUUGGCUCAUACGCCGCCUUAGACAUCACGGUUUCGAUCCUGCCAAUGGUGGUAGAGACGACGCCCCACAUAUAGGAGUAUUGUUUGUUGAUGACAAACUAAAAGAACCUGAUGCUAGUAUCCUAGAAGCUAAAAGGGCUCGUUUUAAGGGAGUGAAACUGUUUGUUGUUGCUAUUGGCAAAGGAUAUGCUUUCCAAGAGGUUCAACAGUUGGCUUACAGGAAUAUGUACAUUCGAGUUAGGGAUUAUACUUAUUUGCAAAGACAUAUCAGUGAUUUUAUGGACACAAUGCUAAAAGGUGUAUAGAAAUCGGUGCCUAUAUUUUGAAGAAAACGGGACGGAAACCUUUAAAAAUACAUUCGUUGCCCUGCAUUCCAGCCAGAUGAGGAGUGAUUCUUUUCCUGACCGGCUCUUACGAUUUGUUUAUGUUGUUGCUGUUGUUGUUAUCGUUUUUAUUGCUGCUACUACUGCUGCUGCUGCUACUGUUGUUAUUGUUGCUGCUGUUGUUGUUGUUAUUGUUGAUGGUGAUGAUGGUUAUGAAGAUUUCUUUACUCAUUUUUUCUCGCAAUUCUGUAAAACAUCUGAAUAGUUUUUUUUUCUAUUAUUAUUCUAUUAAAAUUCAAAACCAAAAAGCUAAAUACAAUGAAAUUGAGACAGAAGAAAUCUCCUGAAAAAUAAAUUAAAUGAUAUAAAAUUGAUUAAAAAGAAAAUCAACAAAAAAACUAACACACAAUGGCAACAAUUUUUUGUAGAUGGAACAAUGUGUAACCUUAAAAAACAUUCAUGUCAAUAAAAAAAUUGAAGUGAAAAUGAUAACAAGAAAAAUCUAUUUAAAACAAAGAAUAAUAUUAAUAACACUACUAAAACACACACAAUAAACCUCAAAACCAUAACAGACAAAAAAAAAAGACAAUUCUGAAAGAAUAUAAAAAGAAAAGAUAUUUAAAUAAUAAAAAAAACUUGAUUUAUUUGUUCAAAUAUUAUAUUAUAAUUUUUGGACAAUCUUCUUUUGCAUUUUUUGCAUAUGUUUGCAUUUUCCCCGUGUUCUUGUUGACAUCGUAUAUUUGGUAUCCUAUUUCUAUCAUUAUUCCUGUAAUUAUUUCGACAUUGCGUUUUGAGUUCAAAUUCUAUCAAGGCCUGUUUUGCUUUUUAUCAUUUCGGGGUCGAUGAAACAAAUAUAAGUUGAGCCCUGGGAUCAAUGUAAUCGAAUAGCCCCACUCGUCAAAAAUUUCAGAAAGAAUUAUAGUUGUUGUUGUUUUUGUUGUUUAAACAGUGUGUUGGCCGAAUGGUUAGAGCGUUGGACAAAAAUGCUUAAUGCCACUUCUGCAUCUUAACGCUCUGAGUUCAAACAUCAGCAAAAUCGACUUCGUUUUUCAAUCUUUUGGAGUCGAUAGAAUAAAGUACCAGUCAGAUACUAGGAUCGACGUAAUUGGGUAACCCCCUCCCUCAAAAUCUGGUGAUCUUUUUUGUCAAAUUUAGAAAUAAUUAUUAUAAUUAUUAUUGGGCGGCGAGCUGGCAGAAUCGUUAGCGCGCCGGACGAAAUUCUUAGCGGUAUUUCGCUCAUCGCUGCGUUCUGAGUUCAAAUUCCUCCGAGGUCAACUUUGCCUUUCAUCUUUUCGGGGUUGAUAAAAUAAGUACCAGUUACGCACUGGGGUUGAUGUAAUCGACUUAACCCCUUCCCACAUGCUGCCCUUGUGGCAAAAAUUUGAAAUCAUUAUUAGGCGACGCGCUGGCAUUUCUUCCUGCCCUUUUGGGGUUGAUAAAUUAAGUACCAAAUGAGCAGUAGAAUCGAUAUUAUUGAUUUGCCCCUCCAGCUAAAAUUGCUGGUCUUGAGCCCAAAUUUUAAACUGCUAUACUUCUAGUCGUUGUAAUUGUUUGUACUUUGGUCUUGGAUUCUCCAUUUUUGAGAGCAAGGGUAAUUCAAUACCACCAAGCUUAGUAUCUAAGACUAGUAUUCUAUUUUAUCGACCACGGAAAGGUGAAAGGCAAAGUUGACCACAGCAGGGUUCGAAUUCAGAUCGUAAGGAACAAAAGUAAUACGGCCGGGUAUUUUGUCAGGCGCUUUAUUUGUUCUGCUAAUCUUGUCGAGAUUAACUUGGCCUUUAAUCCCAUUCAGGGUCAUUAGAAUGAAGUACCAAUCCACACGACUAAUCCUCUUCUCAAAAUUGCUGGCUUUGUGCCGAGGUCAGAAACCGCUGUCGUCGUUGUUGCUGUUAUUUUCAUACAUUAUAAUUAAUGAUUUCAAAUUCUGUCGCAAAGGCAGCAAUAUCCUUUCUACUAAAGGCACAAGUCCUGAAAUUUGUGAGGAGGGGACUUGUCGGUAAUAUCGGCCCCCAGUACUUAAUUUAUCGAUCCCGAAAGUAUGAAAGGCAAAGUCGACCUCGGUGGAACUUGAACUCAGAACGUAGCGAGGGUCGAAAUACAAGGCCAGCAAUAUCGGGGAAGAGAGUAAGUCGAUUACAUCGACUGCAGUACUCAGCUGGUAUUUAUUUUAUCGACCCCCGAAAGGGAUGAAAAGCAACGGAAUUUGAACUCGGACGAAAUGCCGCUGAAGCAUUUUGUCCUGCUCGCUAACGACUCUUCCAGUUCGCCACCUUCUUUCUACACAUUGUAAUUCUUGUUCUUAUUCUAACCAAUGUUCUCGUACUUAAAUUGUUUCAAUGACGAGGACGGGGGCGGCGGCGGCGGCGGUGGUGGUAUCGAUGGCGACGACGACGACGACGAGAACUUACAGAAAGUUAGUUUAUUUUAUUUAAGCACCGAACUGCUAUUUAAAAACAAAUUUUAAAUGUAUUUCAUUUAACUUAGCCGUACAUUUUUUGCUGCAAUAAUUAAAAUCCACUGAACAAUUAUAUAAUCCGUUAUCUGCUCCGAUUUUGUACGUUCUGAGUUCAAAUCGCACCCAGGUCAACAUUUUCUUUUUUUUUUUUUUUUUUUUUUUUUUCGUCUAUCAGGAAUUGAUAUACUAAAGUACCAGUUAAAGAUAUACGGUCGACAUAACGACUAUUCCCCCCACCUCACCCACGAAACAACAGUCAUUGUAAAUAUACCGGAAAAUGUUAUUAUUGAUAUCAUCAUCAUCAUUAUUAUUGUCAUUAUUAAGGCGAAAUCUUAGCGGUAUUUCGCCCGUCGCUACGUUCUGAGUUCAAAUUCUGCCGAGGUCGACUUUACCUUUCAUCCUUUCGGGAGCGAUAAAAUAAGUACCAGUUGAACACUGGAGUUGAUGUAAUCGACUCAUUCCCACUUCCUCCAAGCUGCCCUUGCCGCCAAAAUUUGAAAUAAUAAUAAUAAUAAUAAUAAUAAUAAUAACAAUAACAAUAACAAUAAUAAUAAUAAUUAUUAUUAUUAUUAUUAUUCAGUAGUUUUAUUUUUAUAACGUGCUUUCACUUCACUACCGAGCGCAGCUCUGUGCGCCUUGGGUAUGUGCUGUGGUUUGCUGUGGUGCUCUUAUGUUUACUGUAUUGAAAGUGUUUUGCGUAGAAUGUGUGCAGUACCCAGUAGUGCAAUUUUCUGUAUGUUAUAUAUAUUUGUAAGUCCUGGUAUUUUUGUUAUGUAUUUGUCUGAAUAUUUUUUUAUUAUACCUAAGGCACCUACUAUGAUAGGAAUUGUUUCUGUUUUUAGAUUCCACAUUCGGGUUAUCUCUAUUUCCAGGUCUUUGUAUUAUGAAAGUUUUUCCAUUUCUUUUAGAGAAACGUUGUCAUCUGCUGGUACUGAUACAUUAUUAUUAAUAUUAUUAUUAUUAUUAUUAUUAUUAUUAUUAUUAUUAUUAUUAUUAUUAAGGCGGCGGUGAGCUGGCAGAACCGGUUAGGGCGCUGGACGAAAUGCUUAGCUGUAUUUCGCCCAUCGCUACGUUCUGAGUUCAGAUUCUGCCGAGGUCGACUUUGCUUUUCAUCUUUUCGGGGUCGAUAAAUCAAGUACCAGUUGCACACUGCGGUCGAUGUAAUCGACUUACCUCCUUCCUCAAAAUUCCAGACCUUAUGCCUACAGUAGAAAGUAUUAUUAUUAUUAUUAUCAUCAUCAUUGUUGUUAUUGUGUUUAUUCUAUUCUUUUUCUUUUGUAUACAUAUAAAUAUCCAUUUAUGGACAUAUAAAUGUUUGUUUGCUCUUGUAUGCCGACUUGUCAUUAAAUAUACGUAUAUUUAAGUAAAUGUAUGAAUUCACGCGAACACACGCACACACACACACACACACACACACACACACACACACACACACACACACACACACACACACACACACACACACAUACACACGAACACACACAUACGUUCAUACAUACUUUCACAGAGAGACAGAUUUUUCUAUUUAUCGACAUAUAUAUAUACAUACAUGUGAACGGUGGUAAUAUUCAUAUAUCAUAUAUAAAUAUAUGUACGUAUAAGUAUAUCGACAUUUAUACGCACCGACACCCACACAUGUGCAGACGCACUCACACACACAUAUAUAAAUAUUGCAUGUUUGUACGUCUGGUCAGAUAUGCUGGUUCCUGGAAAUGAUUGUCGCUGCCUUUCCGUUUAGGAAACUUCUUCCUCGGGUACAGUAUGCAAUACGAAACUUCCAGUUGACAUGUAGUAACAGUUGAUUCAGAUACAUUUUGUUUUCUCUCACUCCAUCUGUUUUCUCUCUUCGUUCCUUUCUAUAGAAGAGCAUUGGCUCGAAACAUUAAACCCUUCUUCUAUUCUCCUUGAGCGUUAAAGUAAUACACAUUCUUUGUUGUUCUACCUAUCUAUGUGUGUGUUUGCAUAUUUUUUGUAUAUUUUGAACCAUUUAUAUACAUGUGUGCGUGUGUAUCUGCGUGUGUGUGUGUGUG
Molecule: messenger RNA, 7004 nt
Organism: Octopus bimaculoides (California two-spot octopus)
Lineage: Eukaryota; Metazoa; Mollusca; Cephalopoda; Octopoda; Octopodidae
Product: matrilin-1
Source: RefSeq, a predicted model, not a curated record